This is a messenger RNA of Lachancea thermotolerans CBS 6340, 816 nucleotides long. RefSeq names its product sedoheptulose-bisphosphatase (gene SHB17). Gene Ontology annotation, biological process: ribose phosphate biosynthetic process. The coding region runs from base 1 to 816 and encodes 271 amino acids. The record is from RefSeq and is a predicted model, not a curated record. NCBI's taxonomy places the organism in Eukaryota, Fungi, Ascomycota, Saccharomycetes, Saccharomycetales, Saccharomycetaceae. Gene Ontology annotation, molecular function: sedoheptulose-bisphosphatase activity. The transcript has a single exon.
AUGCCUAAAGCACCAACUCCUCGUUGUAUCAUCGUGCGUCACGGACAGACCGAGUGGUCAAAGUCGGGCCAGUACACCGGGUCAACAGACCUGCCACUGACCGAGUACGGUGUGGGCCAGAUGAAGAGAACCAGCGAGUGCAUUUUCCGCAACAAGUUCAUCGACCCCAACAGCAUCACGUACAUCUUCACCUCUCCACGCACGCGUGCGCGCCAGACUGUGGAUCUCAUUCUCGCGUCGUUGACGCAGGAGCAGAGAGAGCGGAUCCGCGUGGUGGUCGACGAGGACCUGCGCGAGUGGGAGUACGGCGACUAUGAGGGUCUUCUGACUUCGCAGAUCGUGGAGCUGCGCAAGUCGCGCGGCCUGGACCGCGAGCGGCCAUGGAACAUCUGGAGAGACGGCUGCGAGAACGGCGAGAGCACGGAGCAGUUCGGCCUGCGUCUGUCGCGCGCGAUCGCACGGAUCCAGAACCUGCACCGCCAGCACCAGGCACAGGGUAUCGCGUCGGACAUCAUGGUUUUCGCGCACGGCCACGCGCUGCGCUACUUCGCGGGCCUGUGGUUGAAACACGGUGAGGAGAAGCCUUGCGACGGCAAGAAGCCCGUGCCCGCGACGUACCAGGACGAGACGGUCCCAUAUGUGGCUCUGAAGACCUACAGACACCUCGUAGACAACCCCAGCUUCUUGCUGGAUGCGGGCGGCAUCGGCGUGUUGUCGUACGCGCACCACAACAUCGACGAGCCCGCACUGGCACUCGCCGGCGCAUUUGUGUGCCCUCCUGAGGAAGAGUCGCAGCACGGCGCGACCGAGUCCUAA